AUGGCCCCAGAAGGGCUCGAUGGCUCCAACCAGAAACUUCAUCCAUUCUUUGUUGCAGGAAAGAGCAACGACUUGCCAACGCCCGAGGCAAACGCGUUAGAACAACCUACCAAUGCAAACGAGCAGACCCCGAUCAAUAAAUUUGGACGACCUAGGAAGCAGAGAAACGCUUUGCAGCAACCAUCCAGCGACAUUGAACCGCACUCUUCUGACAUUGACGAGGAUGGACCCGACCGCAAGAGACAGAAGACUGGCAGUGCUGGACCGGGCUCAGGCAAGAAAAGGGGACGCCCUAGGAAGAAGGCGAGUGUACCGGCGAACGAUAUAACGAGCCACUUCUCCCAGAACAACGGUGUCUCGUCAACUGCCCUCGCCAACGAAGUGCCACGAACGCCUCCUCCCGAGCCAGUUAUUGCCCAAGAAGUCUCCGUAUUGCUUCCUCAAGCUACGCCGACGAACCCUGAAGCCUCGUCGACUGCUACGGCAGGCUCAGCGCUGCUUUCCGCGAACCAAGACCAGUCGAAGCCAACCAAGGUCCUCAAGUUCAACCCAAAGACUGGAACAAUCGGAUCCCCGCCCAAGCCCAAGCCAGCUCCCGCCGAGAGCUCCAAAGGCGCCAAGUCCUCAAAGUCGCCCGCCAAGCCGACCCGCAUCAUUACUAUUAGAUAUGGCCAUGAUACAGAGACGCGCGCGCGCAUUGGUCCCAAGAUACAGCAGAUUCUGGAUGGUCCGUCCCCAAAGAAGGGUAGUCCGAAGUCGAAGACGACGCCCAAGAAACCUCGAGCCAAAGCUACAAAACUGGAGCAGGAUAAGACGAAAUCAGGCACUACGCAUCCAAUGUUUCUUGGAAAGGCCAAGAAUGCAGCAAAAUCCGACGCGUCUCCAGCUCCUGCACCGAAACCACCAAGGCAAACCAUCUUCAGUUCUACACCAUGCUCGCCUAAGAAACAACGCCCGGCCCCUAUGACCGGAAAUGUCCCGCAGUUUGGCAUGCGAUCCUUGGGACUAAAGGUGCCAGGAUCAUGUCAUCCAGCAUGGCCAGCCCAGGGAAUGGCCCAUGUCAGGGGGUUGACAACAGAGGAAGAACAACUGUCCGCGGCUGUCCAGCAACUCCAGGUCUCUGAUCGGAAGUCCAAGGGCCAGAAUACAAAUAUCUUACCUGGCGAAUCAGUCAUUGAUAUGCUCGUCAAGUCAUUGGACACUCUCGGCAUCGCAAGGUCUCUCCAGGAUACAACUGAUGAUUACCAACCACCACCGCCUGAGCUUCGCCUGCCGGAAAAGCACUUCGAGAGUGGUCGCAAGCUGCGUUCGCGAAUCAGACGUGAGCUGCGCACAUGUCUGCCUCUGGGAGGCCAGAACGACGAUAGUGAUGACGAGGUCCUCACAGCAUCCACUCGGAAGCCUCACCCAGCUGUUGCUCGCUUAUACAAUUCCCUAGAGGCCAACCUUUCUGCGUACGAUAGGUCUCAAUGUGAGGAGAUGACCUGGGCGCAGAAAUACGCGCCUAUCCUUGCAGAAGAAGUGCUUCAAAGUGGCAAGGAGGGCGUGCUUCUCAAGGAAUGGCUCCAGACACUGAGGGUCCAGUCUGUCAAUACCGGUGUAGCAACCGCCGAUCAGAAGUCGUCUGGUGCUAAGCCUGGCUCUGCGACGAAGAAGAAGCGGAAGCGGAAUAAAUUGGACAACUUCAUCGUAUCCGAUGGUGACGAGACAGAGUUCCUGCCGAGUGUCUCUGAUGACGAUGAGGACGAUUGGUUGCCCACCCAUAGUCAAGGUGGUCCCAAGAAGACCGUAGUCCGCAGAGACGUUGGCAAGGAUCUCAGCCGGCUAACCAAUGCUGUUGUGCUCAGCGGCCCGCAUGGCUCUGGCAAGACUGCGGCUGUCUAUGCGGUCGCAAAGGAAUUGGGCUUCGAGAUCUUCGAGAUCAAUGCGAGCAGCCGCCGAAACGGCAAGGAUGUGAUGGAAAAGGUCGGAGACAUGACACAAAACCAUCUCGUCCAACAGAAUCGCCAAGGAAAGGAUGACAGCAAAGCCGUGGACGACGAAACAUCCAAAGACGUUAAAUCUGGCAAGCAAAACACCAUGAUGUCCUUCUUCAAACCCAAAGCAGCGACCAAGCCUGUGUCGAAACCUCAAGCCGAACCAGAACCCGAGCAGAAAACCGAGCAGCCAGCUGAGGCACCCAAGACCACCAAGGCAAAGACCCAAAACCAAAAGCAGUCUUUGAUUCUUCUUGAGGAAGUUGACGUUCUUUACGAAGAGGACAAGCAAUUUUGGGCAACCAUCAUGAAUUUGAUUGUCCAGUCAAAGAGGCCCUUCGUCAUGACCUGCAACGACGAGAAUCUUGUUCCGUUCCACAACUUUGUCCUCUAUGGCAUCUUCCGGUUCACACCUCCCCCUGAAGACCUGGCUGUAGACGUGCUUCUUCUCAUCGCUGCGAAUGAAGGCCAUGCUCUGAAGCGCGCAGCUGUGAGUGCACUCUACGAGGCAAAGGGACAGGACUUGCGGGCUUCUUUGAUGGAACUCAACUACUGGUGCCAGCUUGGAGUUGGUGAUCGACGGGGUGGCUUUGACUGGUUCUACCCGCGAUGGCCCAAAGGAUGCGACAAAGAUGAGAACGGCGAUGUCGUCCGUGUUGUGAGUGAAGGGACAUAUCUAGAGGGAAUGGGAUGGAUAAGCAGGGACCCUGCAGUCACCGGCAGCCCCCUUGCCUCUGAGGAGGAGUUGAUGACACAGUGCUGGCAGGGCCUGGGCUUGGACUUGGGCAACUGGCAUGAUUCCCUCGACAUGGCAUCAUGGGCCGAAAGCGUACACACUUCUUCCGCUGGAGACCGAGCUGCUGCGCUUGAUGUGUUCUGUGAUUUUUCAGAGGCGAUGUGUGCAGCUGAUCUUUGCUCUGGCGGUGACUUUGGGCUCAGAUUACAAGAGUCCCUUGACCCUACCCAGCCAGAUAUCUCAAGCAAGUCGCGCGAUGACUUUGUCGUUGGACGGCGACUCCUUGAAGCACCUCCGCUUACGACAUUUACCUACACUGCCACCGCCAUUUCCAACAGCCUCAAAUCUUCCGCCCGUCAGACCCUUCAAGCUGCCCCCAGGGAACCCGAGUCGGCAGUCAGCAUGGAUCACAUCGGGGAGGACAAGGCCAUUCAGCAGAUGCGGCGAUCCUUCAACAAGCCACCGAAAGACACAGCCGUCUCACGAUAUGAUAUGAGUCUGGCGUUCGAUCCGAUUGCGGCUUCAGAAAAGGCACUGGCAAACAUGUCCAACAGUCUUGAGCCGUCGGUAUUCGACAGGACUAUGCGGAUGAUAACACUUGAAGUCGCACCAUACGUGCGCAGCAUUAUCGGAUACGAUCACCGUUCAAUGCAAGAGCGCCAGCAGAGAAGCUCGCUCGUCAGCGAGGGCGGCAGGCCUGGCAAGCGAAUGCGCAGUACUCGAAGUGCGCUCUCGGCUCAAGAGGGCGUGGCGCGCGGUAGUACUCGCAGAGAGAGCUACUUUUCUGCCGAGCUGAGCACGCCGUUGGUCAUGAGGACCGGAGGAGAGGGUUGGCAGGCGGCUGUGGAUAUGGAGAUGAGGCUGAUGCCGCGCCUACCAAGUGUUGCCCCGAGUGACACCAGUAAUGAGACGGCGGCGCCAGUGCCGAAUGCAGAGGUUCCGACGUUGAGCGCGGAGUAG
Molecule: messenger RNA, 3672 nt
Organism: Colletotrichum gloeosporioides
Lineage: Eukaryota; Fungi; Ascomycota; Sordariomycetes; Glomerellales; Glomerellaceae
Product: Telomere length regulation protein elg1
Exons: 2
Coding region: 1-3672 (1223 amino acids)
Cellular component (GO): nucleus
Molecular function (GO): ATP binding; DNA binding; ATP hydrolysis activity
Source: RefSeq, a predicted model, not a curated record